Molecule: messenger RNA, 4201 nt
Organism: Osmerus eperlanus (European smelt)
Lineage: Eukaryota; Metazoa; Chordata; Actinopteri; Osmeriformes; Osmeridae
Gene: skic2
Product: SKI2 subunit of superkiller complex
Exons: 29
Coding region: 64-3813 (1249 amino acids)
Biological process (GO): nuclear-transcribed mRNA catabolic process, 3'-5' exonucleolytic nonsense-mediated decay
Cellular component (GO): Ski complex
Molecular function (GO): RNA binding; RNA helicase activity; ATP binding
Source: RefSeq, a predicted model, not a curated record
CGCGACGCGACACAGUACUGACAGUGUUGCAGCUGCACAGAAACUUAUACUUGCGGAGGAGACAUGGAAAGAAUAGUUCUGCCCCCCGUGGGGCCCACAGACCUGCCCAUGUCCUUGCUGGAGAUGGGCUGCUCUGGCAGGUUCGAGCUCAUCACAGACCCACUGCCAAAGAACCAGCCUUUACCUCCUCUGAGCACGCUCCCCCAUGGCCUCCCCCCCACCAGUGUGGACCUAAAGACGGAGGUAGAGAAGCGCUUCCUACGCGACCCUGCCUGGCUCCCCUUACAUGACACAGAUGCCGCCUUCCAGAAGUUUCUGAAGGUGGCCCACAGGGAGAUGGACGUGGACUCACUGCUCCUCUGCUCCUCCGCUCCCCUCCACUCUGGGCUGUCUGUGGUCAGAGACCCCACCACAGGAAUGCUCCUGGACUUCACUGAGGUGCUGCUGGAGAACACAGGUCUUUCAUCAAAGAAUUCUCUUUCUCUGCAACGGCAGCCUGGACCCCCAUCUGAAAGCUUGAGAGGAAGCAACACCAACUACCCCUUCCUUCCCGGUGGGAUGGAUGAGCUCACACUGGAGCAGAUCAAGACGAAGUCUGACCUGGAGGAGGACAUAGACUUUGAGAACAAUUUACUCACUGUGGCCCCUGGACUUAAAGCUGAUAUGGACUUCAGUGAUAAAAAUGCCAAAACUGCGAAGGCACCAGUCAACCUCUUGUCCCUCCUGUCCACCUUUGAUGACAUCAUUGACGUGCACCCAGAGGGGCAGGAGACAGGCCAGGAAGGUGGAGAUGCUCCUAAACUACCCAGAACCAACAGCCUGGAGGACCUGGGGAUCAAGGACUCUGUUUCCACCCCCACGCCAGCCGCAGCUGUCGCCACCCCGUGUCAUGAGGGGGUGUCCAAGCCAGCAGCGGCCCAGGAGGAGACCAAGAAAUGGGCCAUUCCGGUCGACAUCACCUCCCCCUGUGAAGACUUUUACAAACGCAUCCCCAACCCAGCCUUCAAGUGGCCUUUUGAGUUGGACGUGUUCCAGAAGCAGGCGGUGCUGAAGCUGGAGGCCCACGAGUCUGUGUUUGUGGCUGCUCACACAUCUGCAGGCAAAACAGUGGUGGCAGAAUAUGCCAUUGCAUUAUCCCAGAAACACAUGACCAGGACCAUCUACACCUCCCCCAUCAAGGCUCUGUCCAAUCAAAAGUUUCGGGACUUUAAGGCCACGUUCAGUGACGUGGGUCUGCUGACGGGGGAUGUUCAGCUGAGCCCUGAGGCCUCCUGCCUCAUCAUGACCACGGAGAUACUGAGGUCUAUGCUCUAUAACGGCUCUGAGGUGAUCAGAGAUCUAGAGUGGGUGAUCUUUGACGAGGUUCACUACAUUAAUGACGCUGAGAGGGGAGUGGUGUGGGAGGAAGUACUGAUCAUGUUGCCUGAACACGUCAGCCUCAUUCUCCUGAGCGCCACCGUGCCCAACGCUAUCGAGUUCAGCGAGUGGAUUGGGCGUAUUAAGAAGAAGCACAUCUAUGUGAUCAGCACAGUGAAGAGGCCAGUGCCCCUGGAACACAACCUCUACACAGGCAACAGCACCAAGACCCAGAAAGAGAUGUUUCUCCUGAUAGAUGCCACAGGCAACUUCAUCACCAAAGGAUACUAUGCUGCAGUGGAUGCCAAGAAGGAAAGAACUAGUAAACAUGCCCAGUCCUUCGGCUCGAAAAACACGUCUCAGAACACCUCAGCCAACCAAGACCGUUCAGUGUGGCUCUCCCUCCUCCACUUCCUGUCCCAGCGACAGCAGACGCCCGUGGUGGCGUUCACCUUCUCCCGGACACGCUGCGACGACAACGCACGCUCGCUGUCCUCCAUGGACCUGACCAGCUCUGUGGAGAAGGCAGAGAUCCAUUCCUUCUUCCAGAAGAGCCUGAGUCGCCUCAGGGGACUUGAUCGCCAGCUACCUCAGAUCCUGCUGAUGAGGGACCUGUUGAAGAGGGGGAUAGGCUUGCAUCACAGUGGAAUCCUGCCAAUCCUGAAGGAGGUCAUUGAGAUGCUCUUCUCUCGCGGGCUUGUAAAGGUUCUGUUUGCCACAGAGACGUUUGCCAUGGGGGUCAACAUGCCCGCCAGAACCGUGGUGUUUGACAGUAUCAGGAAACACGACGGAACUGGCUUCAGGAACCUGCUGCCUGGAGAGUACAUCCAGAUGGCAGGUCGAGCUGGCAGGAGAGGCCUGGACGCCACUGGGACCGUGAUCAUCCUGUGUAAGACCGGGGUUCACGACAUGGGAGAACUCCACUCCAUGAUGCUGGGCAAGCCCACUGUGCUGCAGUCCCAGUUCAGGCUGACCUACACCAUGAUCCUCAACCUGCUCCGAGUGGAGGCCCUCAGGGUCACCGACAUGAUGAGGCGGAGCUUCUCCGAGAGCCACCGAGACACCCAGGCCCAUGAGAAGCAGAUAGUCCAGCUCAGGCGGACCCUGGCGUCUCUUCCUCCCCUGGACAUCGAGGGGCAUCUGUCUGACCUGGUGCCUUACUACCACACAGUCACUGAGCUGCACAUCUCUGCUCAGGCCCUGCAGAAAGCCGUGAUGGAAUCUUCUAGCGGCUUGAAAGCUCUGUCUGUGGGACGAGUCAUACUGGUCAACAACAAACAGCACCUGAACGCUCUGGGAGUCAUCUUACAGGUGUCCAACGACUCCAUGAAUCGUACGUUCACGUCUCUGGUGAUCUGUGAGAAGGGCAACGAGGAGGGGGCAGGGACCGCUCCAGACACGAGCUCCACCCCUCAGCUCUACAACACCAGCCUCUUCAUACCAGACGGCCCCUGCAGUCACACAGUCCAAAAGCUCAAGCAGCAGGACAUCUCAGCCAUCACAGUGAAGACCCUGAAGGUGAUACCUGAGAGGAUCAUCGACAACUACAGCAAGAGGCAGCAGCUACGCUUCCGGCUUGAUCCUCCCGGCCAGGCCAUCUCCACGGCGACCCAGGAGCUCCUGCGGUUAGCGGAGGCUAACCCGGAGGGGCUGGCGACCCUUGACCCCGUGAAGGACCUCCACCUGAAGAGUGUGGAGGUGGUGGAGGACGUGAUGAGGCUGCGCUCGCUGCAGGACUGCCUCCGAGACUUCACGUGCAUACACUCCCCCACCUUCACAGAGCAUUUCAUCCGGGUGCAAGAGAGGAUGAAGGUGCAAGAGGAUCUGGACAAGCUCCUCUUCCUCACCUCCGACCAGUCUCUGUCUCUGCUGCCAGAGUACCACCAGAGGAUCGAGGUGCUCAAGUCCCUGGACUACGUGGACAAGGGCGGGGCGGUGCAGCUGAAGGGCCGCGUGGCGUGCCAGGUCUCCUGCCACGAGCUGCUGCUGACCGAGCUGCUGUUUGAGAACGCCCUGAGCCCCCUGGCCCCGGAGGAGAGCGCCGCCCUGCUGUCCUGCCUGGUGUUCACGCAGAAGACCCAGGUGGAGCCCCACCUCACCAGCACCCUGCAGGAGGGUAUUGCGCGCGUGCUGUCUGUGGCCCAGCGUAUCGGCGAGCUGCAGAGGAGUUUUGGGAUAGCCCAGACGGCUGAGGACUUUGUGUCCCAGUUGAAGUUUGGUUUGACCGAGGUGGUUUACUGCUGGGCCAGGGGCAUGCCGUUUGCGGAGAUCGCCCAGCUGACUGACGUCCAGGAGGGCACGGUGGUGCGCUGUAUCCAGCGCCUGGACGAGGUGCUGAAGGAGGUGCGCCAGGCGGCCCGCAUCGUAGGAGACUCAGUCUUGGGCAGCAAAAUGGAGAAGGCCUCCCUGGCCAUCCGCAGAGACAUCGUCUUCACCGCUUCACUCUACACACACUGAGGGAAAGGAGGGAUGAUAGAAAGAGGAGGGGGGGGGGGGAGUGUUGUGUGUGCGUGUGAAGGUGCCUGCUGCCAAGCAUGUUUUGGUUCUCGAUUUGGUGUGUGAGCAUGUGCCAAAGAGGUAGAAUGAAAGAGAUAGAAAGGGAGAGAGAAAGAUAGAGAGUAUGUGUGUGUGUGUGUGUUUUGCGUACAUUAUGUGUGCACGCAAGAAUAAAGACAGGGAAAGAAUAUGAACAUACUCAUUUGUUUGUGUAUGUUGUUUACAUGUGAGUUUGGGCAAUUCUCCCUUCAAUUGCCACUUGGAAUGUGACCAAAAUUGGAAUGAGAGUCAAAUGGUUUGUAAUUUACUGUACAGAAAUAAAAUCCACUGCAUUGCUUACUGUCAUACA